Molecule: messenger RNA, 2089 nt
Organism: Salarias fasciatus (jewelled blenny)
Lineage: Eukaryota; Metazoa; Chordata; Actinopteri; Blenniiformes; Blenniidae
Gene: puf60a
Product: poly-U binding splicing factor a
Exons: 11
Coding region: 102-1682 (526 amino acids)
Biological process (GO): mRNA splice site recognition; regulation of alternative mRNA splicing, via spliceosome; alternative mRNA splicing, via spliceosome
Cellular component (GO): catalytic step 2 spliceosome; precatalytic spliceosome
Molecular function (GO): RNA binding
Source: RefSeq, a predicted model, not a curated record
CCGGUACAGACAUCUGAGUAAUAAACAGCUUAUUCGUCCUGCGAAGCGACCUAGAGAACCGAGCCGGAGAACCGAGGCGGAGACCCGGGGAGCUGAGCUGCAUGGCGGCGGCCGUCACUGCGGGAGGGCCAGCUCUCAUCAUGGAGAAUGGACCGAGCAUCACCACCAAGCUGGGGCUGCCGCCGCUCACCCCCAACCAGCAGGAGGCGCUACAGAAGGCGAAGAAGUAUGCGAUGGAGCAGAGCAUCAGGAGCGUCCUGGUCAAGCAGACGAUGGCUCAGCAGCAGCAGCAGCAGCAGCAUCAGCAUCAGCUCAGCAGCCUACAGAUGGCGUCACUGACGAUGGGUCUGGGAGACGCUCUGUCUCCUCUGCAGUCGGUGGCGGCUCAGCGGCAGAGAGCUCUGGCCAUCAUGUGCCGCGUCUACGUGGGCUCCAUCUACUACGAGCUGGGCGAGGACACCAUCAGGCAGGCCUUCGCCCCCUUCGGACCCAUCAAGAGCAUCGACAUGUCCUGGGACUCUGUGACCAUGAAGCACAAGGGUUUUGCCUUUGUGGAGUACGAAAUGCCCGAAGCCGCGCAGCUCGCUCUGGAGCAGAUGAACUCGGUCGUCCUCGGAGGAAGAAACAUCAAAGUCGGGAGGCCCAGUAACAUCGGCCAGGCGCAGCCCAUCAUCGACCAGCUGGCGGAGGAAGCCCGGGCCUUCAACAGGAUCUACGUGGCAUCGGUUCACCCCGAUCUGUCCGACGACGACAUCAAGAGCGUGUUCGAGGCCUUCGGGAGGAUCAAGUCCUGCAUGUUGGCCCGGGAGCCGACCACAGGGCGCCACAAAGGCUACGGCUUCAUCGAGUACGACAAGCCCCAGUCCUCUCAGGACGCCGUGACGUCCAUGAACCUGUUCGACCUCGGGGGUCAGUACCUGCGGGUGGGGAAGGCCGUCACGCCCCCCAUGCCCCUGCUCACGCCCACGACGCCCGGAGGACUUCCCGCCGCCGCCGCCGUGGCUGCCGCCGCCGCCACCGCAAAGAUCACGGCUCAGGAAGCGGUGGGGGCGUCGGUGCUGGGAGCUCUGGCCGGACCGGCGCUCCUGGCCCAGCAGCUGGGAGGACUCCCUCACGCCGUCAUGGCCGCCCAGGCGCCGGGUGUCAUCACAGGUGUGACCCCGGCUCGAGGCGGCAUGCCCCAGGUGGGCCUGGUGAACCCGGUGCUGGCCACGCCCCUGCAGGCGGCGCUGUCCUUCGGCUCCGAGGCGAGGAGGAAGGAGGAGGAGCAGCAGCGUCAGCGGGACGGGGCGGCCGAGGCGCUCGGCGAGCACGAGCACGUGAGCAUCAGCGGCAGCAGCGCCCGACACAUGGUGAUGAGGAAGCUGCUGCGCAAGCCGGAGUCCACCGUCAUGGUCCUGAGGAACAUGGUCGGCCCGGACGACAUCGACGACGACCUGGAGGGCGAGGUGACGGAGGAGUGCGGGAAGUUCGGCCGGGUGAAGCGGGUCAUCAUCUACCGGGAGCGGCAGGGCGAGGAGGUGGACGCCGACGUCAUCGUCAAGAUCUUCGUGGAGUUCUCGGAGGCGGCGGAGAUGAACCGGGCCAUCCAUGCACUGAACCAACGCUGGUUUGGCGGACGGAAGGUGUCGGCCGAGGUUUACGACCAGGCCCGGUUCAACGGCAGCGACCUGUCAGCGUGAACUCCCAGAGUCCCCUUCUCAAUGCCAUUUCAAGAUUUUCAAACUUUUAGUUUCCAGAGAAAUGUUUUCUCUUCUCCUUUCAGUGCAGGACUGACAGCAGUCCACAGUUUGUCCUGCUCUCAGCUGAACUCAGCUUGUUUGGAUCCAGUGGAGAUGGAAAUCAGCAGGCAGUAAAUGUUUCAGUGUGACGGUGGCUGGACACAAUGUACCUGCUGGUAUGGUGCAUUCAGGGACACGGACAACGUGAACGGUCCAGAAUAAUGUUCAGCAGAGACAUUUGGAUUUUAUGAACUGAUGUUCCUAAAAGCACCACCCUGCUCUGUGGCACUGGGUUCUGUUCUCCAGGUUACCGACGGCCUGCUGCAGAGCGUUCUGCACAGGUGUAAUUCAGAGUUUUGAGCGUUAAA